Molecule: messenger RNA, 729 nt
Organism: Emiliania huxleyi CCMP1516
Lineage: Eukaryota; Haptophyta; Isochrysidales; Noelaerhabdaceae
Gene: GOS1
Product: Golgi SNAP receptor complex member 1
Exons: 3
Coding region: 1-729 (242 amino acids)
Biological process (GO): vesicle fusion; endoplasmic reticulum to Golgi vesicle-mediated transport
Cellular component (GO): Golgi membrane; Golgi medial cisterna; cis-Golgi network
Molecular function (GO): SNAP receptor activity
Source: RefSeq, a predicted model, not a curated record
AUGCUCCCCACGAGCGCCGGGAGAUUUUUUUCUUGCAACCCAAGCGCCGGCGGCCUGGCCCAGGUGUCGCCCUUCAUGUCGAUGGACGAGCUCCGCCGCGAGGCGCGGCGGCUCGAGCACACCCUCGACGCCGAGUUGAUGCAGCUGGGCCGAUCAGACCUCUCCGAUCCCGGCGCGAGCAGUGGUGGCGUCGAGGCGCGCACCCGUGACGCAUCACUGACACGGCUGCAGGAGGUCAACGACGCGAUGAGCCGGGCGGCUAGCGCAGCGCCGUCGGGUCGAGCAGCGACGACGCUGCACACGCUGCAGCGGCACCGCGAGAUCCUGCACGAUUUUCUCGAGGAGUUCUCAAAGACCAAGGCCAACCUGCGCAUGGCCGACGAGCGCCAGCAGCUUCUCACCUCGGUGCGCGAGGACAUCGUCGAGCACCGCUCGGCGAGUCGCGCCACCGACGCGCUGCUGCGCGAGCGCAAUGCCGUGCACGCCACCGAUCGCGCGCUCGACGGCUUGCUCGAGCACGCCGCCGAGACCAAGGCUGCGCUCAGCCUCCAGCGAGGCAUCUUUGGCGGCGUCGGCUCAAAGCUGCAGCAGCUCUCUGCCGUGGCGCCGCAGAUCAACGCGCUGCUCGGGCGGAUAAGCAGAAAGCGGUCGCGCGACAAGACCAUCCUCGGGGUGGUCAUGGGCUGCUGCCUCUCUCUGCUCGUGCUGUACAAGCUGCAGAUUGGCUAG